AUGCAGGGAGAUGUCAGUGAUGACGAGAUCUCCCUGACUUCCACAGCCCCAAGUGAAGCACAGGACGAAUAUGAACUGGAAUGUGUUUUAGCCCAGCGGACCUUCCCAACUGGGGAAAAAUACCUUGUAAAAUGGGCCGGAUACCCGCUGGAAAGAUCUACUUGGGAGUCUGAAGAUAUGUUCUGUGAUCCUGAAACCCUGGUUGAAUGGGCCCAAAAAUUGGAAUCUAUUUCUCGAGGAGAAGAGCCAGCGUUUGACCUUGAAGCACUUGAGCACCGGUGCCUGGAACUUGAGCGGGCCGCGAGCAUACGGAGAGAAAAGAGGAGGAACAAGCGGAAAAGACUCGGCUAUAAAGUGCCCUCCGAUGACAACGAUACAGACGGUUUUGAUUUCGUCGUUCCCGAUGGUGAUGUCGAGUACAUCAGUAGCAGCUCAGAAAAUGAAAAGCUUAUGGACAAGAGAUCGCGGCUUAACGAAACGGGAAAGACCUCUGCCAGCUCCUGCCCCCGAACCGCACUAUAUAAAAGCACAAACUCUGCAGCCAAGAUGAACAGCCAAACAAGUCGGCCCAAGCCAAAAACGAACACCUCGUCAGCAAUCAUGCGGCUACCACCUGCUGUUGAUAAAGCAAGAAUUUUCAAGGGCCAAAAGGCUCGGAAAUCUCUCCUGUCUGCGAUAUCUUCUAAACCGACCGGUGACCUAUUCGCCAAGCUCUCGACCCAAAGAAGAUGGGAAAAGGCACUACGGCGCGAAAGAACUCCAGACAUGAACCAACUGGAGCUUCGAACGCCUCAAGCCUGGUUGCACUCGCAACAAAAGUCGGGCUCACCACCUCAUCCUGCAGUCAAUGAUACAGACUCUACAUAUAGCCUAUUUGUUGAGCAAGACGGUGAUUAUAUAUCGACCGCACGAUCAAAAACAGCCAAUACUACUCCGAAAGAACGUCAAAUCGAACCUUCUACACGGAAGCCGUCCUAUGAUCGAUCUGCUGUUCGACACCAGUCACCUGUCGGCCCAGCCCCAACGGCCAAUCCUAGCUCGAGGCAGAGUUUUUCAACGUCAAAUCGCCUACCUCCCAUGCGCCCAGGUCGAUUCUGGAAUCCCGGCGAGGUGCUUGUGUCGUUAUCCUUCGGCGCCAUACACAAAGAUAUCGGUGAUGUGCGCAUUUGUGGUCUUAACGCAGCGACGAUAGGCCAGCUUCUCAGACUCAGAAUGAAGAGAAUUAUCCAGCUAAAUUUCAAAGAUGUUUGUACCAUUGAUGAAUAUCAUCUACUAUGUGAUCGCAGGAUCAAUAGAAAAUAUUCAACAGCCUGGGCAUUCGGGUUUGACGAUACUUCUAAAGAGUUGACGGCUGUGGCUGAUUAUCUACGUCAAAAUGAUCUAGCUGCCAUAUGGCGCCAUCCUAUCGAUGAUAUUCAGACUGUCUUCAUUGCAUACCCAUCCAGUUCGACUCAUUGGAGCUUUUUUGAUGCUGGGGUAGAAUUUCCACCCAAUGCAAACCUCAGAAUCGUUGCUAGAAGCUAUCUUCCCCCAGUAAACACGGUUCGCCAAACCACACUUUCAAGUGUCACAAAAGAGAACCAAUAUAUUCGGAGUCCUUUAAUAGUCAACCCGCAUGAACUUAUUGUAACUGACGAUAACCCACCUCUACCUGAAUUCGGGGCAUCAACUACCACCACCUCUUUACUAAAGAACUCCCUUGAUCUGGAUAUUGUUACUGUUUUUCGCGAUCGUUGGAACAUCACGUUUCAAGAAUUAAGUCGGGUUAACUCCCCAAUGAAAGAUAAUUACGCCCGAGCUUUUUAUCUUUUCUUUCCGCCCGAGGUAGAAGAAGAGUUUCAGCUCAUGUUAAUGUUUUUAAAAAGGCAUACACAAGCUAUUUUCUCUAGUCGACUCGAAGGGGAUUGGGAGCGUUUUACUGACUCUGUCACGACUGGAACUGUUCUUUUUCAUCAAUCUCAUAUCUGGUAUGAAUUUAUGCCAGGGCUCCACAAGCUCUUACGAAAGUACAUCAAUGUUUUUAAUGUCAGUCUCGCCACCCCGAUUAAAAACCUCAAUUAUGAAACCAAUUUGCAACGACUCUUUCCCCAUGGGGGUGUUAUUCUCCUGACACAAGACUACAUGGUUUUUGAACCCGCCGCAGCGUUGAAAAUAAUGAAAUGGUUUGGGCCGUACCUUAGCCAAAAGUACCCCGGGACCUGGAAAUUGUUCUUUCGGCCAAGUGUACGAAGGUGGCUUUCUAGGAUCUUUGAUAAAUGGCCUGAUGAUACGAUGUAUCAAAUCUACUGCAUCAUAGAGCACAUGAUUCCAGAAAAGAGCCACUGCAAUGUAUACCAUGAAAGCUCGCCCGACUCGCUUGAUGGAGAAACUGAUGAUGAGGGUCAAAGUCACCCCUUUGUCUCACCGCGCUCCAUUCCUCGUUAUGGUUCACGCACCGAGAAUGAACAUGAAGAUAUACCAAAGGGCCUGUCCCAAGACGAACGAAAUACCGACCAUCUUGUUGAAUAUUUUGCAGGAUGGGCUAUUUGCAAUUGCCAUAAAUUCAGAAAAUUUGUUGUUUUAUCACACUAUAAACCACAACCAAGGUGGAAGAAAUGGCAGCAUGUAAGUAUCGUGCCCUUUACAUUACCAAAAAAUAGCUUGAAAACUGAUAGCAGAGUGUACUAG
Molecule: messenger RNA, 2667 nt
Organism: Ophidiomyces ophidiicola
Lineage: Eukaryota; Fungi; Ascomycota; Eurotiomycetes; Onygenales; Onygenaceae
Exons: 4
Coding region: 1-2667 (888 amino acids)
Source: RefSeq, a predicted model, not a curated record